Messenger RNA from Acanthaster planci (crown-of-thorns starfish), 1267 nucleotides. Its product is annotated as neuronal acetylcholine receptor subunit alpha-10-like. The record is from RefSeq and is a predicted model, not a curated record. Gene Ontology annotation, cellular component: membrane. Gene Ontology annotation, molecular function: transmembrane signaling receptor activity; extracellular ligand-gated monoatomic ion channel activity. Lineage: Eukaryota; Metazoa; Echinodermata; Asteroidea; Valvatida; Acanthasteridae. Gene Ontology annotation, biological process: monoatomic ion transmembrane transport.
AUGAACGACCUGUUUAAGAAUCACAGUUCCAUCGUCUGGCCUGCGAAGAACCGAAACGACACCAUUGUUCUCACUUGCGACACAGCCUUACAGACAAUCGUGGAUUUUGAAUGGACAGAUAACCAUUUUCACUGGAACCCUGAAGACUACAGUGGAAUAAACAAUCUCGUCGUUCCCCUUGAUUCUAUUUGGAAGCCAGAUGUUUAUCUCGGUCAAAGCCGUAAAAAAGGUAACAACGGCGUAGCUGACAGCCAUCCACUGGUGACAAGCGGUGGCGUCGUCUACUGGAACACGCCAGCGAACCUACACACCCACUGCCGAAUAGAUGCGUCUUACUUCCCGUUUGACGAGCAACGCUGUCUGCUGCAGUUUAGCUCCUGGUCCUACAACGACGAUGCCCUGCACGUUGAGGUGAAGAACCCAUAUGGAGAUAUAUCGAAAUAUCAGGACAACGGGAUAUGGGAACUACUUGCGGUGUUGCAGAAUGCAAGUGUAACAUAUUACAACUGUUGCCCAACGCCCUACAGUACCUUCACCAUCACUAUUAUCUUGAGGCGUCGGCCACUGUUCUACAUAUCCAACUUACUCAUACCCUGCCUUCUUAUCGUGGCUACCACCUUGUGCAGCUUCUUGCUGGCUGUGGAUUCAGGUGAGAAGACCAGCUUGGUAGUGACCAAUCUGCUGUCUCUUAUUGUCUUCAUGAAUCAUCUAUCAAAUGCAGUGCCCUCAACGGCGGACGGGAUCCCGCUCAUGGUUAAGUACAUCGCAGUUACAAUAGCCAUAGUGUCCAUAUCCAUGGUUGUUACCAUAUGGGUUCUACGAAUUCACUACCAGCCAAGUCUGGUAACGCCGGCGCCAGGGUGGCUGAAGAGGCUUACAUUCACUUAUAUGGCUAAGCUCCUCCUCGUAUGGGCACCACAUUACAAAGAGGUGCCAGCAGCAGAUGUUGCCAGAGGUGUACCUAUCGUUCUGUUACCCUCUUACAGUCAACAGGGAGAAUCCUCCUCUCCAGGGUCGCGCGUGGAAGAUGCGGUUGCUGUUGUAAGCCAAAGGCUCAAGUGUCUCACCUCCCGUUGCAAGAGGAAGGACGCAGCCAAGGAGAUCCUGUCGGAGUGGAAGCAUGUUGCCAGGAUCAUCGACCGCAUGCUCUUCCUGUUGUUUCUGGUGGUAACUAUCGCCAUGACCUCUCCGAUUUUGCUACAGUCUAAGCCGCUCUCCACAGCAAAGCAAAUUGCGAUGUGGCAAGGGACCAGGCAGUGAGAUGGCC